This is a messenger RNA of Hyaloperonospora brassicae, 1980 nucleotides long. Lineage: Eukaryota; Oomycota; Peronosporomycetes; Peronosporales; Peronosporaceae. The record is from the annotation of a GenBank genome assembly.
AUGACAGUCAUCUUGGCGCGUUUUUCGCUGCUACUGUCCCUUGUUGCACGUCACAGCUCGGCGCUAGUGGCCGUCGAGCUCAAUGGCUGGUACCCGUGUUCGCAGAACUCCCUCGAGCGCGACUACGCUGACGAGGGCCACUCGGAUAUGUACUACAUGGAAACCGCGAGCUCCGGCGGAAGUGCGAAGCGGAGAGCUAUGGCAGUGGCAGAGGCAAAGCCGAUGGCGCAACAGGGACCGUCGCUGCCGUUCGUGCACCACUCGUUUGACCGGCUCUAUGCUCGACGUUAUCCGGAUGCCGACGCAACGCAGCGGACCACAGGGCACAAGCAGCAGCUAGCACACAGUCACAAGUCCAAGUCCAAGUCCAAGAGCUUCGAUGGACAGGUUGCAAGUGCUGCGGUUCAGUACGAGUGUGGCGAGUUUCGCGUCCCCAUGUGUUACGAUACAGUGUGCCAGAGCAACAACACGAUCGACGUGUUUGUCAAGCGCGUCGUAGCCACUGAGAAAGGCGGCGAUAACCAGAAAGCGAGAGCGCUGUGGUUGCUGCAAGGCGGUCCUGGCGCGUCGUCGACGGGCAUUGAAGACCUCAUGAAGAUCAUGUUUCGGCAGCUGGACCACCAAGUCAGUAUCUACACGUUUGACCAUCGCGGCACGGGCCGCAGUGCAAGGUUGCAGUGCCAAGCAGCACAAGCAGGAGGGUUGGGCAGUCCUGGUGGCACGUCCAUUCGACUGGACGAGCUGCCGGCCUGCAUGGACGACAUUCGGUUCCAGAUUGACAACCAGACGGCUGCGUUUUCCGUCACGAGCGCUGCGAAAGACUUGGCGGCUAUUAUUGACUAUGAACUCAGUGACCACGAUGUCUUUGUCUACGGACUCAGCUACGGCACGUACUUGGUCGAGCGACUCAUGCAUUUCACCCCUGCAAGUGUGCGGGGCUUCUCCGUGGAUGGCAUUGUGUCGGAGAGCGGCGACUCUGUGGAGAAGAGGUCAACGUUUUCCAACUGGGACUAUGACGUUGGGGUCGUAGGAGACCGGUUUCUUGCUGCCUGCCUGGCAGAUACCUUUUGCAAGGACAAGUUCCCGAACGUCACGGAUCUCUCGGUGUUUGUCCACGAGCUGUACGAUACGUUGGACGCUGCUGUCGCUGAUGGGAAACGCGGCACAAACGCUUGUGCCGACGCGCUGAACAAGAACGGCACAAAGCCCUCGUACUUGCUGCGUGCUGCUUUUGGCAAUUACCUCAUGUCCGAUGUCUCGCGAGUUGCUAUUCCGGCGGUGAUCUACCGAGCGUCUCGCUGUGCUGACCACGAUGUCGAUGCGCUGGCCAACUUUGCAGCCACGUACCUCGAUUCCUUGGAAGACAAUGGAUUCGGAGACUCCAAGCCAGAGACGCUGCUUUUCGACUCGGACAUGCUCUACUACCUGAUUGUGUUCUCCGAGAUGUGGGAAACUCCCACGCCGGACAAGGCGACGCUCAUCCAGUGGUUUGAGAACUCGACAAUGGCGUCGAAUAACUACCUGUCGCUCCCGUACUACUGCUUGUUCACGGGCAGUCGCGAACACGCGUGCCAGGAGCUCAUUCACCUCCCUGUUGCUCGGCCGCUGGUAUACGAGCGUGACGAAUACUGGAACAAGACGAGUGAAUUGCCCGAUGGCGUGACGGCGCUGCUGAUGACAGGUGGCAUGGAUCUGCAGACGCGUCGCAUGUAUGGCGAACAGGAGUACGAGCUGAUGGCCGGUGAGCGUAUGCUCGUGAACUUUGACGACGCUGGCCACUGUACGACGUUCACGACCCCAACGAAUGGUGGUGGCAUGACCUGCGGUGUCCGCAUCUUAACAUCUUACGUGAAAGAAAAUGGCGUGCUGGCAAACGUGGACACGGGCUGCAUGAACGACCUCAAACCGAUGGAGUUCGCGGACGAUCCGUACAAUGCGCACGAGUUCUUCGGCACAGACGAUCUGUACGACGAUCUCUAG